Molecule: messenger RNA, 2712 nt
Organism: Labeo rohita (rohu)
Lineage: Eukaryota; Metazoa; Chordata; Actinopteri; Cypriniformes; Cyprinidae
Product: E3 ubiquitin-protein ligase TRIM21
Exons: 8
Coding region: 101-1762 (553 amino acids)
Molecular function (GO): protein binding; zinc ion binding
Source: RefSeq, a predicted model, not a curated record
CGAAACUCUGCUGUGCAUAAAUAGGGGGAAAGAGAGAAGCAGAAAUUAAACACAGAAGGGAAGAAUACACGACCGAUACCUCCGACAAGUCUCUCACGCCAUGGGUGCUGCGCUGUUCAGUGCACCAGAUUUACCAGCGAACGCAACCACAAUGGCUACAGCCGUGGACAUCUCUCGCCACCUUCAAUGCCCCAUCUGCAAAGUCUUGCUAACAGAUCCGGUCUCAACCACCUGUGGACACACCUUCUGCAGGGGCUGUCUAGACAAGCACAUCAGCAUCUCCGAGCCGCAGUGCCCUCUCUGCCAGGAGCCCGUGAGCACCAAACCCUCCGUGAACGAAGCGAUCGAAGCCCUGCUGCGAGAGUUUUAUCAGACUCAGUUACCCAACAUGAACCUCUACUGUGGAGAAAGAGACGCGGUUCCGUGCGACGUCUGUGACGAACACCUCACGUAUAAAGCCGUGAAGUCCUGCCUGAUCUGUCUGCUCUCCUUCUGCGAUGAACACCUGAAGCUUCACUAUUCUAUGGCGAGAUUCAAGAACCAUAAGCUGGUGAAUCCUUUGGAGAAGUUGGAUCAGAGAGCGUGCAACACGCACGGCCGACCUCUGGAGCUUUACUGCAGACGGGACGAGCUCUGCAUCUGCGCCUUAUGCGUGAAGACGGGUAGAGACGUGAUACCUGUGGAGAAAGAGAGAGAGAGGAGGCAGGACAUGCAUCAAAACACUAUUGAAGUGAUGGAAAGGUUCAUCGAUCAGAGGGAAUCCAAACUUCAGGAGCUUAAGGAAUCAGCUGCAAAACGCCAGGCUCUGCUAGACAGUGAGCAGCAGGAGAUACAGGAGGCAUUUGCUGCAUUGAUGGAGGAGUUGAGGAAAACAGAGCAGGUGCUGCUUGCUCCUCUGGAGGAUGGAAAGACGUGUCUGGAGAAAGAGAUGAACGAGAAGACACAACAGAUACAAAAAGACAUACUCAAGUACAAGGAGACCAUAGAGUCUUUGAAUCGCACCAAGAACGAGGAAGACGACAUCCUCUUCAUCCAGUCUUAUCCGGCCGUGCCUGUUGAGUUCUCCGAUGACUGGACACUUUCCAUUGACACAGAGUUAAACUUUGGCACAAUGAGAAACGCAAGGGCAGCUUUACUGGAUGAGAUUCAGACACAUCUGGAGAGACUUUGCACUGUUGAAAUUAGAAGGAUUCACAGCUUCGCAGUAAACGUGACUCUGGAUCCAGAAACGGCGCAUCCGCACUUAGAGGUGUCUGCAGACGGUAAAGAGGUGCGCGACACCGGAGCGAGUCACGACAUCCCGGGCAGCCCGCAACAGUUCGACCUGGUCGGAGGGAUCCUGGGAAAGCCUCGCAUCACUUCGGGAAGAGCUUUCUGGGUCGUGGAGGUCAGGAAUAAGGUGGGCUGGGAGCUGGGGGUGAUGAGAGACGGAGCGAACCGGAAGGGGAAAGUGUCCUACAAACCCAGCGAGGGUUACUGGGCCAUCGUGCUCUGCGGUCAAACCAUGUAUGGAGCUUUUGAAGACCCUCCAGCCCUGCUGAAUCUGAAGACCAAACCCCAGAAGGUGGGAGUGUUCGUGGACUGUGAGGAGGCUCUGGUCUCCUUCUAUGAUGUGGAGGCUCUGACACAUAUUUACACAUUUUCUAAGUGCAGCUUUAAUGGAGCCAUCCGUCCAUAUUUCAAUCCUCAUCCAAACAAAGACGGAAGCAACUCAAGUCCGUUGGUCAUUUGUCCUGCCAGUCAAACUGACAUCCCUGUGUGAAAACAAGAGCUAAUUUGAUGAAACAAUGACGUAUGAAAAUAUUCAUAUUUAUUGACAUGGUCACGACUGCCUUUCGUUCAUGUCUUUGUUUUCUUCUUUAAUAUUCUCUGUGAUCCUUUGAGUGGUUUAAAAAGCAACAAAUUUUGAGGUGAAAAUUAUAUGCUGUACACACACACACACACACACCACCUUUGUUUUUGUGAACUGUGGGGACUUUCCAUAGACUUCUAUAGAUUUUAUACUGUCCAAACGAUAUUGUCUAUCCCCUAACCCAACCCUAACCCUAAACCUAGCCCUCACGGAAAACAUGUUUGCGUCGUUACACUUUCAGAUAAACAUCAUUUACUAUUUUUAAUAAUUUUUUAACAUUGUGGGUACCGCAAAUUUCAGGUUUUACUAUCCUUGUGGGGACAUUUGGUCCUCACAAUGUAGCAAAAACAAGUACACACACACACACACACACAUACACAUAAAAUAAGAAUUUAAUGAACAGGUUACUGUCCUUCUGAAUGUAAUUUCUCCAAAUUUCUACUAAAAAUAUUUUUUAAGUCUUUAUAAAAAUGACACAUAAUGAUUGUCGAUUAUUCUUUGUGUUUCAUGAUUAAAAGACUAUUGACGUUUAUUUGUGCUCCUGCAUGUUUCUCUAGACAGCGUAUCAUGACAACAAUAUUGUAAAAAGCCUAAGAAUUACUGCCAAGAAUGCCCACAACAGAUGUCUAUACAGAAUUCAGGAAAAAGAAUUUGCCAAGUCUAUGGAACCUCCUUCUAUAAAACUAUAAUAUUUUAGACUGACCUUAUUAUUGUUAAUACAUUAACUAAACUACAGUAUAACAUAGGCUGAUUAUUCUUAUAGAUUAAAAGAAAAUUGCUUCUGCGAGGAUAAAGAAUAUGAAAAGUGUUUAGUGUUGCUACAGAAAACAAAAAAAAAAAAGAGUAAGCAACAACAAAAA